ACGAACAAUGAAGAUACAAGUACAAACAUUAGCCCCACAAGAACUGUGGCAAUUGACAAUGGAAAAACUGGGCGAUGAUUUAUUAGCUCUGAUAAUCAAUAGGAUUCAUGAUCCUGCCUAUAGAAAGUCCAUUUCUCAAGUUUGUAAGCAAUGGUUCAGAAUUGAAGGCUUAACUCGAUCAUCUGUACGUGUUUUUGAACCCAAUCUUCUCCUUAAUUUCCUUCCAAGAUUCCCUAAUUUGCUCAAAUUUGAAUCAUCCGAACAUAUCACAAAUACCCAUCUUGAAAUCUUGGCUGAAAAUUGCCCAAGAAUCCAAGUUCUUAACCUUAGUUUCAAGAAAAAGAAUAGAUUUUUUGAUGAAAUGGAUGAAAAUUUAAUCUUGGAUGAUUUUGAUGAAAAUGGUCUUUGUUUUAUUGCAAAGAUUUGUUCUUGUUUGAAUACCGUUAAUUUGAGGAAGAGAAGUGGAGUUGUGGAUGCUGGGGUUGUUUCUCUUGUUAGCUUUUUGCCAAAGUUGAUAGCUUUAGACUUAGGUUUUGGUGAUAAGGUUAGUGAUGAAUCACUUAGAGUUAUUGGAAAUGCUAGAUGCGCUUUGAAGAGCUUGAAUUUACAGGGUUGUUGGUUAGUAUCAGAUGAGGGUUUGAAAUCAUUGGCAGAAGGGUGUCUUAGGAUGAGUUUGAAGAAACUAAUUCUUGCUGAAUGUGAUAGGAUUACGGAUCGCGGGGUGUUGAGUUUGAUGCAAAUGUCUUGCUUAGAGGAAUUGGAUUUGGCUGAAUGUGGACCGAAUGUGACUGAUAUUGCUGGUGAGGCAAUUGCUUCGAGUGAGAUUCUUAAGAGGUUGAACUUGUCGUGGCUUGUUAAUGUAUCUGAUGCUACUGUUGUUGCUCUAGCUGAAGGUUGCAAGAAUCUUAAUGCUCUUAAUUUAACUGGCUGUGAAUUUGUCACUGGUGAAGGCGUUCGUGCUUUGACAAAACAUAGGUCAUUGAAAGAGCUCGUUUUGACUAGUUGUGAGAAGCUUAGCGGAUAUGAUUUGGAAGAGUUGGUACUAGGAUGCCAGACAUUAGAAUACAUUGUGGUUGAUAGAAGAUUGAGGAUGUGGGUUCGUAUGGAAGUGCAGGAUAAUAUAAUGAGAGAACACUGUUGGAUAGAUUGGAAAUAACAGAUGAAACGGGAGUUGAAUAUCUCAGUUGAUAUGCAUUGAUCUGUUUUCAGGGUCCCCUCAUUUCUUGGUACCUCUAAGCAGUUAUUACUUCAGGUUUCAACUGUUGAAGAAUGAAUGAGAAAUGGAGUAGCAAUAUUUGCAAAAUCUGGGUUUUGCUAAUUACUGCUUGUUGCUCCUGGGAACAAGUAUAUUUUACGCUGGAAAAUGGAAGUAUUGGGCACUGCAAAAUAGUCGGACUUGAGAACUAUUGCCACACCAAUGUGUAGGGAAUGGUUUCCACAAUAUGAUAUACUCCAUGAAUUACCACGGCAUUUGUACAAUUGAUUCUUGUUGCUCCAGUAACAAGUACAUUGUUCUGUACGUGAGAAAAUGCAAGUAUUGGGCACUGCAAAAUAGUCGGACUUGGAGAGCUGUUGCUACGCCAAGUGUGUAGGGGUGGUGGCGAAGUUGCUUUCUAUUGGUAAUCAGAUCUUCUAGCUGAAUUCACCAUGGGAGAGAAUGCAAAUCGGGCGUGUCUACCGUGAUGCAGCGGUAGCUGUUGUUUCCAAGGCAGAUAUGUAUCCAUAUUUACUAAUAAAUAGAGUCAGGCUAAAAUUAUGGUAUCAACAGUCAUAUGGCCAACUCCAGCUUGCUUGGUGUUGGUGUUGUGGCAUAGUUGUUGUAAUGGUCCACAAAAUUCAGUUGAAGUCUUGACUUCUACUGUUACAUUAUUUCCCUGGUUCGUCCUCCCUGGGUCUCGAGGCCCUCAAUUAUGACCUUCUGUUGAUUUCUUGGAGACAUUUUCAGCUCUGUGUUAGAUCGGUAACGGCUUUAUUUGCUUAUUUACUCAUUUAAUUAUUUUCAGCUAUAUUUUGUUUUCCUA
This is a messenger RNA of Nicotiana attenuata, 2021 nucleotides long. RefSeq names its product F-box protein SKP2B-like. The record is from RefSeq and is a predicted model, not a curated record. Lineage: Eukaryota; Viridiplantae; Streptophyta; Magnoliopsida; Solanales; Solanaceae. Gene Ontology annotation, molecular function: protein binding. The transcript has 2 exons. Bases 8 to 1156 code for a protein of 382 amino acids. Gene Ontology annotation, biological process: SCF-dependent proteasomal ubiquitin-dependent protein catabolic process. Gene Ontology annotation, cellular component: SCF ubiquitin ligase complex.